Molecule: messenger RNA, 3230 nt
Organism: Xenopus tropicalis (tropical clawed frog)
Lineage: Eukaryota; Metazoa; Chordata; Amphibia; Anura; Pipidae
Source: RefSeq, a predicted model, not a curated record
CCCCGCUAUGGCUCUGCUACUACUCGCACUCGUGACUGGAGCUCAGGGAGGAACGAACCCACCUUUUUGGGGAGGAGACAGGGAGCCGAGGGCCGUCUGAGCAACAGGACACUGAGGCGGCAUCACUUCCUUUUCGCGGCAACUCCCCCCUCCUGCCGCUGCUUCCACGGCAGCCACAUGACACUGAGAUACAGAGAAACUGAAGGAAAGAAACAAGAACCGUAACGAAGCGAUUUCCCCCGGUCACAAGCAGCCCGUGCUGUGCAGCUCCCGCCCUUCUCUCUCUCUCCGCUUUCUACUAUCGCUCUCUCCUUUCCGUCUCCCGCAAGUCGCCAUGCCUAAUAUCGUGCUCUUCAGCGGCAGCUCACACCAGGAUCUGUCCCAGAAAGUGGCGGAAAGGCUGGGACUGGAGCUGGGGAAAGUGGUGACAAAGAAAUUCAGUAACCAGGAGACGAGUGUGGAGAUUGGUGAAAGUGUAAGGGGAGAAGAUGUUUAUAUUAUACAGAGUGGUUGUGGGGAAAUAAAUGACAACCUGAUGGAGCUCCUGAUCAUGAUAAAUGCCUGCAAAAUUGCUUCCUCGUCUCGUGUCACAGCCGUUAUUCCAUGUUUCCCUUACGCCCGGCAAGACAAAAAAGAUAAGAGUCGUGCACCCAUAUCUGCCAAGCUUGUUGCAAACAUGCUCUCAGUUGCUGGGGCUGACCACAUAAUCACCAUGGAUCUCCACGCUUCCCAGAUACAGGGUUUCUUUGACAUUCCUGUAGAUAACCUGUAUGCUGAACCAGCUGUACUUCAGUGGAUCCGAGAAAAUAUUCCCGAGUGGAAGAACUCAAUUAUUGUUUCUCCUGAUGCUGGCGGUGCCAAAAGGGUGACGUCUAUUGCUGACCGGCUAAAUGUGGAAUUUGCCCUCAUCCACAAAGAAAGAAAGAAAGCUAAUGAGGUGGACAGAAUGGUGCUUGUUGGAGAUGUAAAGGAUCGUGUUGCUAUCCUAGUAGAUGAUAUGGCUGAUACAUGUGGCACCAUAUGUCAUGCUGCUGAUAAAUUACUUUCUGCUGGAGCAACAAAGGUCUAUGCAAUUUUAACACAUGGAAUUUUCUCUGGUCCCGCAAUCUCUCGAAUUAAUAACGCAGCAUUUGAGGCUGUAGUGGUAACCAAUACAAUUCCACAAGAAGAUAAAAUGAAACAGUGCUCCAAGAUUCAGGUUAUCGACAUUUCUAUGAUACUGGCAGAGGCAAUUCGAAGGACACAUAAUGGGGAAUCUGUCUCGUACCUUUUCAGCCACGUGCCUUUAUAAACUCUGUGUUGUUAUUCCCCUUUCCCAUGUCAUUUUUUUUUUUUUUUUUUUUUUUUUUUUUUAAAUAUGCUAUGUUAACCAAAAGCCAGAAAAAUGACUGUUUAACAGUCCAGGAUAGUACUUUUCUCCUCCAAGGGAAAAGCACUGUCUAGCUCUAGCAAGAGAAGAAAAAAGAUAAGUAGUUUCCCAAAUGCUUUCUGACAGUGCUGAAUAUAGCCCUGGUUUCCAUUUGGUUACACUGUUGCUAAAAAAAAAACCCUCUAUGGACUUCUGAGUAGAAUUUAUUGCUGUGUACUUGCACAAAACUAUCACUGAAUAAAUCUUGUGAGAGAUAAGACACUUUGAAUGUUACUUUAUCUAGUGAAAGUGUUGGGGUGAUAGGAUGGUUUGGGAAUGAAGAGAUGAAACCUAUUUUGUAUGCAGUAUAAACCUUAUACUCUCGACUGUUCUUAGACAGGGGUUUAAUAUAUCUUGUUUCUUUUAUGACUUUGAUUAGUAGCAACUCUGCUAUACAAGUGUAAAUCGUAUGUGUUACGCUGUGGGGUUUUUUUUCUGUGUUUAAAUGUUUUGUUUUUUUCCCAUCUCUGUUUAUAGUUGAAAUGGAAAUAUUUUCCAUGCUGCCUCGAUUGCCUAGCUUUUACACAUGCUGCUGACUUGCUUAUUGCUAAUGUUAGUACUUCCCCUAAGGCAAAUGUUUUGCUGUUAUGCAAUGGCACUAAUGCGAAUACCACCUUAUGAUAGCCAUGAUUUUAAAAUAAAAAAAACAUGCUGCUCUCCACAAAGAACACUUACUAAACUGGAUACAAUCAGAAAAUAGUGUUCUGGCCGCAAACUUAUUAUUUUGUCAGAUGCUGUUCCAGUCUAGCAGUAUAUCUAUUAUAACCUCAUAUAAGCACCUAUUUAACUCAAAUUGUUUCCCCCUCCCCAGAGGUGCAGGCUAAUAGAGCCAACUCUGGUUGGGCUUUUUUGUUAUUGUUUUUUUUUUUUUUUUUAAACAGCGCCCCAAUCUGUGCUAGGCUGCCCACAUCAGGGGAGCUAUAACUCGCUCAUUAUGUGCAUGCGUGUGGAGUAGGAGGGUGAACUGCUUCCACUGCUCCUACAUCAGGAGCAUGGGCAUAAUGAGCGAGCUGGGCAGCCUGAUCAUUAUGCACAUGCACAACAAAUAACAUGGAUAUGCAGGCAGCGUAGCAAUAGCGGGGGCUGUAUUUUUUAACUACUGUUUUCCCCACCCAGAGUGCAGGCUCUAUUAGCCCGCACCUCUGGAGGGGGAAACAUUUUGAGGGUGAUAGAUGCGUUUUAAACCAACUUCUGUAAUUUUAUAAAUUAUGUAUGUAGCAUGUGAAUUUUCUAACUGGAAUUGCUACAGGUUGCUGCAGGUCUCCAAAGUUUGCUGAUUUUUUUUUUUUUUUUUACAAAGCAUCUGUAAAACUAAUACAGGUGUGGGAUCUUUUAUCUGGAAUGCUUAGAACCUAGGGUUUGUUGGAUGACAAAUGUGGAGCACCAUGCUUUACUACUAAAAUGUUACUACAAGGUACUCUAUAUGGACAAUAAGCAAAGGAGACAAACGUUAUUCAUAAUUUGUUUGAAGAGGACAUUGUAGCAAAUGGCAUUGUCAUAUUUCAGAGCAUUUUGGAGAACAUGUUUCCAGGUAAUGGGUUCCCCACCUGUACAAAAGUUAGUAACCCAAUUUGGUAAAACAAAUAUGUAUGUAUUUCGAAUACUUCUCUGUUAUAUACCUUUUCAAAUGCAUCUUCAUUGUAAAAAGAACUGGAUUACAAACAUGUGCAAAGGCUGUGACAAAAGUCUUUACUAGAUUUUUUUCAUUCAAUUUUUUUUUUUCUCAACAAUAGGUCUUGGUUGCAAUAUUUUUUUAAAAGUACUGUUUGCUUAAAUAUCAACAAUAAAUUGUGAGAGUUCUGUGUGGACCAAUUUAUUUUAA